AUUGGCAUUGGCAUUGACAUUGGUCAGGGAGCAUGGGUCCGGAACUCGUGCUCCACCUCGAGAUCGCCGCGGUGGUCCUCAUGGCGGUGAUCAUCGUCGCCGUGGCCGUCAUGGCCUCUGGCGGAGCCUGCGACGACGCCGCGGGGAGCGCCGCGGUGCACGACGCCGACGUCGAGCGCGCCCUCGGCGAGGCCACGCUCAUGACGUACGAGCAGGCGGCCGCCAGGAAGAAGGAGAAGGAGAAGGGGAAGCAGCAGGAGGAGGAGGAGGAGCGGUGCGCCAUCUGCCUGUUGGAGUACGCCGAGGGCGAGGCCGGCGAGCUGGUGCGGGUGGUGCCGGCCUGCGGGCACUUCUACCACGAGAGCUGCGGCAUCGACAAGUGGUUCCGGAAGAGCCGGACGUGCCCGCUCUGCCGCGGAGGGCUCGGGCCGCCGCCGCCAACGCCGCUGCCGGGGUUGCCGCGGCCGGAGUGCCCGCCGAUGCCGCCGCGGAUGCCGCCGUCCCAUUAGCUUAGCGUGUCUUCUUCUUCGACGAUUGUUAGGAUUUGCAUUUUUCUGCGGAUUGCAGAGGCGUUGUAAGUAUCAUCUGUUCUCCGUUGAUUCCAAGGAAAUGUUUCGUGUUGACGCGAA
This is a messenger RNA of Hordeum vulgare subsp. vulgare (domesticated barley), 629 nucleotides long. RefSeq names its product E3 ubiquitin-protein ligase EL5-like. Bases 33 to 509 code for a protein of 158 amino acids. NCBI's taxonomy places the organism in Eukaryota, Viridiplantae, Streptophyta, Magnoliopsida, Poales, Poaceae. The transcript has a single exon. The record is from RefSeq and is a predicted model, not a curated record.